Aspergillus tubingensis is the source of this 1134-nucleotide messenger RNA. Its product is annotated as pectinesterase precursor. The record is from RefSeq and is a predicted model, not a curated record. The transcript is spliced from 5 exons. NCBI's taxonomy places the organism in Eukaryota, Fungi, Ascomycota, Eurotiomycetes, Eurotiales, Aspergillaceae. Bases 1 to 1134 code for a protein of 377 amino acids.
AUGAGUGAGUCGCUGCCCUUGGUGGGCCGCAGCCUCGCCAUCUUCGUCGUUGCGGCGGUGAUGAUGGGCAUAGGCACGGUUGCAGUUGCUUUGCGCACGUUUGUCCGUGUGCACUUGGUGCGGGCGUUCGGAUGGGAUGACGCGCUGAUGAUUGUUGCUUUGGUGCUGUUCAUCUUCCUUAACGUCUGCUGCAUGAUUGGAGCAAAAACCGGAGUGGGUCACAAGAUGCUGGACUUCACCAGUGUUAAGACAAUAGAGAAAGCCAUGCUGUGGUGGUGGCUGGGUCAAAUGUUAUAUCUCUGGGCCUCUGCUGUCGCCAAAGUGUCCAUCGCGCUCGCUUUGCUGCGAUUGACAGUGCGCCAAGCGCAUCGCAUCAUUCUGUGGACCAUCAUCGGAGUUGUCACAGCCAUCGGCCUGAUGUUUUGGCUAGUCCUGCUCUUUGACUGCCACCCUGUCUCGUACUUCUGGUUGCGUCUAGAACCCACUCAUUCGGGAACCUGCCUGUCGAUCGGGACCCUGCUGGCCAUUGCCUACUUGUACAGCGCCAUCACCAUCUUCUGCGACCUCACUUUGGGCAUUUUGCCCGUGUUCUUGAUCUGGCGACUGCAAAUGAACGGUCGCACCAAGGUCGCACUGGGCGUGAUUCUCAGCCUCGGAGCCAUUGCGAGUGUUGCUGUCAUCAUUCGACUCCCCUUUCUUCAUCACUAUGGUGACACCGAUUUCCUCUAUUCCACAUACCAAAUCGCCAUUUGGUCCAUCAUCGAGACCGGCCUUGGCAUUACGGCUGGCAGCCUCGUCACCUUACGCGCUCUAUGCCGCUGGUUCCUCGAGAGUACUAGCUCCCAGGGCCGCCGGGUUCCGGGGAAACAGGCUAGCGAUGGCCCCUACGCACUGUCCAGCUGGACGGGAGAGGCCUCGAAGAAGAGCAUGCGCGAUCCCCGAUAUUGGCGUCCUGACCUCGUCCCUGGUCAGAUGGAUCAUCUGACCGUCACCACCGUUUCCUCACCGAUGGCUGGGAGCCCACGGAGUGAUGCCAAUAGCAGCCAGGAGAUACUGAACCCGGAGGGAGAAGCCUGGUAUCAUGGAAACCAGGUCAGCAUCCACCAGACGUUUAAGCUAUCUGCGGGAGAGUAA